Molecule: messenger RNA, 2091 nt
Organism: Suillus subaureus
Lineage: Eukaryota; Fungi; Basidiomycota; Agaricomycetes; Boletales; Suillaceae
Product: cytochrome P450
Exons: 12
Coding region: 131-1861 (576 amino acids)
Molecular function (GO): monooxygenase activity; iron ion binding; oxidoreductase activity, acting on paired donors, with incorporation or reduction of molecular oxygen
Source: RefSeq, a predicted model, not a curated record
UGCUCUCUGGAAGAUUUUUUGGGGCUCAUCAAGAAAAUACAAUAUCGACCUUGAUGGCCCUAAGGAGGUCCACUGGUUGACGGGUGCUUGACCGUGGUUACACUCGUUUUAUCAUACGUCUGACUUUGGGAUGCCAGGGAACGUCCGGGCAUUGUUCGAAGAUGGCCUUGACCACUGCGUGAACCUGGCUGAACAGUAUGGCGGAGCGGUCAAGCUACAAAGUUUAUAUGGAGAAGUAGUGUAUCUAUCUGAUCCACUGGCGCUGUAUCAUGUUAUUACAAAAGAUCAGCAUAUCUUUGAAGAACCUGAUGUAUUUAUCAUGAACAACAAGGCGAUGUUCGGAGAUGGUCUAAUAUCCACUAUCGGAGAGCAGCAUCGAAAGCAACGCAAGCUGCUCAACCCUGUCUUCUCGACCUCGAAUAUGCGAGAAUUACUACCCACAUUGCAACCCAUUGCGCACAAGCUGACCUCUAUCGUUGUAUCUAAGCUUCCGGACGAUGGGUCAUACAAAGAAAUCGAUGUGCUGCCUUUGCUAUCUCGCAGUGCACUUGACGGCGUUUGUCAGGCGAUUCUUGGUUAUCCAAGCAAUACUCUAGAUGCUGCAGAAAACGACGAGUAUACUGAAGCACUCCGGAAGAUGGGGCCCCUGAUAUCAAAGCUCAUGUAUUUCCGGCCAAUUGUUCCAGUAGUUAUGCGCAACUUCUCAUCAUACUGGAUAAGGAAGCUUGUGGAUUUGGUCACGAUGCCCUGGAUUCCCACUGAACGGAUGAAAGAUGUGCGAGAGAUGCGACGAAUCGUUGAACUCAUGGACAGCAGUAGCAAGCAAGUUUUCGCGGAGAAAAAAGCAGCACUGGAGACUUCAGCUACUUUAUCCCCCAUUGAUGUGCAGUCUGAAGUUGAUGAUCUUAAACCGGGUCAGAGGAAAGAUAUGAUGGACAUCAUGCUCAAGGCAAACUCUGCGUCUUCCAGCUCAGAGCAACUCACCGAUGCGGAGCUGUUGGGACAAAUGAACGUUAUGGUAUUUGCUGGCCUAGAUACGACUACCUCUGCUCUGUCUCGUUGCGUUUACCUACUUGCCAAGAACCCACUCGCCCAAGCUCGAUUGAGAAGCGAAAUUCGUGAUGCCAUCAAGCCUGUGUCUCUCGCACAAGACGGUUCUUCGUUUUUCGAACACGACAAUCCACUUAUUUACUUGUCCUACGACGCGCUAAUAAAUCUUCCAUUCCUUGACGGAGUUGUCAGAGAGACAUUGCGGCUUUAUCCUUCUUUUCCGCACAUGGGCCGAAAAGUGCUCAAAGCAACUACUCUUCCACUUCAAUUCCCUGUUCGUUCGUCAUCUGGAGCAGAAAUAUCUUCUAUUGCGGUACAUGAGAAAGCGCUCGUUGUCAUCUCUAUUUUAGCUGCAAACCGCAAUCGAACCAUGUGGGGUGAUGAUGCGAACGAGUGGAAGCCUGAGCGAUGGCUCUCUUCCCCGGGGAGAAAAGAUGAGCCAGACACGGAUGUAUCCUCUGAUGGUGCCGAGGUAUUGUCAUCGAAGCUAUCCGCACCCAUCCUUGGGGUCAAAGGCGGCAUCAGGUACCCUGGUGUUUAUUCCAACAUGAUGACUUUCCUCGGUGGCAGUCGUUCCUGCAUCGGGUUCAAGUUUGCCGAAAUGGAAAUGAAACAAAUUCUUGCCGCGCUUGUACUUCGUCUGCAUUUUGUACUCCCAACUGAUCCGGAUGCCAACGGACAUAUCAAAGAGAUUCAGUGGAAGUUGAAGGCGUUUCACACACCUGUCGUUAAGCCACCAGCUGGGGAUGGGGUAUCACCUACGGUUCCACUCAAUUUUCGACUGGUGCAAGAGGAAGACUUCGAAUGGUAGGAUUGUAUUUGUGCUUGUGAUGUGAUGCUCUGUGGUUUAUUAUAUGCUCUGACGCUCUGUAUAUUAUUUAUUCUCAAACGUUGUACGUGCUUACCAGUUGGUUUGACUCUACCGCUACCACGGUAUAUACUAUUGAAUUGAUAUCAAUGUCUACACGGAGGGAAUCAAUUCGAAAGCCAUAGCUAUCGACCUUCUCAUCGUACGCUCGCAUACCGACCCGCAGUGCGAGG